Molecule: messenger RNA, 2476 nt
Organism: Labrus bergylta (ballan wrasse)
Lineage: Eukaryota; Metazoa; Chordata; Actinopteri; Labriformes; Labridae
Source: RefSeq, a predicted model, not a curated record
AAGGUCCAUGUAGUCAGACACACAAGUGUAGUCUUUAAGGAUUAUUGAACACUCAUAUUAUUGAGCUUCAUCAUGGCUGGACACCUGCUGCUAGUUAUCUUCAUGUGUUCAUUUCCUCAGUUAAAAACACAAGCUCUUCUUCCACCUGCUCUGACAGUGGAUCCAGCAGUGAUCACAGAAACAGACUCAGUCACAGUGAACUGUCAGCUUCCAUCUGUUUCUGUGUCCAUGUGUUAUUUCCUCAUUAUGAGACGACGACCUGCCAAAGCACUCCCAUGUCUGCAGACUCUGACAGGAACUGAGCUGCUGAAGAUGUCACAUCAGAGUUCACCUGCUGAGGUUAAAGUCACAUGUUUUUACCUGAGUGGAUCACAAUCUCCUGAGAGUGCCGAGACCUCCAUCAUCAUUCGAACUUCUCAUCCACCUAAACUGACUGUGAAUCCACCUGUGAUCAACGAGACAGACUCAGUCACAGUGCACUGUCAGCCUCCACCAUCUGCUUCAGUGUCUAAGUGUUUUUUCUACACUCUGAGUGGAGAAAUAACACUCUCCUGUCUGCAGACUCUGACAGGAACUGAGCUGCUGAAGAUGGCACAUCAGGGUUCACCUGCUGAGGUUAAACUCACAUGUUUCUACAUAUCAAAGUUCAGUGACAAGGAAUCUCCAUCUCCACACAGUGAGACAUCCUCCAUCACCAUACUCAGUCAGAAACCAAAGCUGAGUCUUCAUCAUUCUCCUGGGGAUUUGUUGCUCUUUACCUGCUCUCUGCCUGUAUCUGCUAAUCAUGAUACAAGAUGUCACCUUUACUUUGGAGAAGCAAGUCGUCCAGUUGAAACAAAAACCAUAAUGAGUCAAACAAACAAAAAAAAACAGUCAUUUUGCCAUUUUUCUGUCAAUAUCCUUAAUGUUCUAAGUCAACAUCGUUCAGUUCAACAAAGCGAUGCCAGCUGUGAUUACACAUUAGGAGAUAAACCCAAGUCUUUGUCUCCUCGGAGUGAUGGAUUCAGCUUGACGGAUAUUCUGAAAAUAGAGUCAAACAGGAGCCCGACCAUGUCUGCAUUUACUAUGAACACAGGUCAGAAUAUUGACAGGCCUGCUUCCACUUCCAUUACUCUUACAAAACAAACAUCAGGUACUGUUCUUCAUUCAGGUCUGACUGUUAGUACAACAAGUAACGUUGUCUCCACCUUCCUGACGUCUGUGAAACCACCAUCAGGUUUAAGUGUCAGUAAUCCUGACACUAAAGAAAACACUUUCCCUGAAAUCCCUCUGAAAACAACUUCAGGAAAAUGGAUCUUGAAGUUUGUAGUCAUUGCAGCAGGUUGUGAAGUAACUGUGGGCGUAAUGUUUCUGGUCUCUGCAGCUCUCUGCAACAGAAGAAGAGCAGGUUCUGAGGAGCAGAAACGACAGGAGUCUGAAAGUCAUUAUAUAAGUCUGACAUGAGAGAUGGUGUUAAAAACAUUGUCCAUGUAUAUUAAAGGAUGCUACAGAUGUAUUUAUUUUCCCUCCCCCCUCCAGUACACCACGUGUUAUUACUUCACAAUCUCUGAUGAGGCAGCUGUGUACAGCACAGAAGGACUUGGUGUACAGCACUGUGGAGGCUCACUGAAGGACACCCUGCUUGUGUCUACAACUUACUACCACUGUAAAUAGACUGUAGGAGUUGACCAACAAUACCAUAUUCUAUUUGACUAACUCGCAUCGACACCUCUCUAUUUCUCUCUCUCUCUUUCACACAUGAAAUAUAACACAAGGUAUAAAUGAAGGAAAAUAUUUAUUUUUAUUUAUUCAUAAGCUUUGUCAAACACAUGGUUAACAGGGUAACAUUCUGUGAUCUUCUUCUUCAUGCAUCUUCAUUUUGUCUGAAAUGUCCUGCUUUCAAACGAGAAAGAGGAAAUGGCAGAAUAAAUCAAGUUUAACCUUUCUCUUAUCUCACAGGUAUUUGACAUGAUCAGUAUUGUUACCGACAUUAAAAAGACUGGAUUUUCAAAAUAAACUUCAAACUAUAUGAAUACAGAAAACUAUGAAAGCAAUGUUCAUUUUUACUUCAGCAAUUUAUUGCCAAAAACAUAGACGUCUCUGCAUUCUUUCACGUUUGAAAAAAAAGUGUGUUUUACAUUCUGCAGACUUUCACAUUAGCCAUAAUAUUUUCCAGUGAAAUAAAGAAAGGCUUUUUAAUGAAUUGACACGAAAUGCCUGUUCUCCUACUGCAAGCUGUUGACAGUCUUUCUUUCUCCUAUUUAAUAUCAGCACACAUUAUAGAAAAGAUGGUGAACUGUCAGCAAUGCUCUCAGCAGACACCAGGAAAUCCUGUUAUUGUCUUGUUCUUUAUCUGCACCGCAUUAUUUAAGUGUUUGGCAUUAAUGGAUGUGAGUCUCAGUGCUACUGAUUUGUAUUUCGAAGAGCGCUGCCUUUGCAGAGGUAUGAGUAAGUUCACAUCUGAUUGGCAAUGUUCUCUGUGUUUGUCAGCAUCUUC